AUGCUAGCCCAUUUAAUUCCAGCCUUGAUUCUACCUCUCCUCGUGCUCUCCGGACACGUCCUCCAUACAAAAGACCCGGGAUAUGUUUCCGGUGUCUGUACGGUGGUUCCCGAUAGCGAUGGUGGCGACGACUCGGCUGCGGUUAUCGAGGCGUUUCAGAGGUGCGGACACGCCGGACGUGUGGUGUUUCCGCCCAGUCAGACAUUUCACAUCGAGCAAGUUAUGAACACUACUGGCCUAUCAGAUUGCACCGUCGACUUGCAUGGCUAUUUGCUGUGGGGGACCAACAUCACGAAUUGGCUUGCUACGAGCCUUCCGUUGGGCUACCAGAACCAGUCUUCGGCAUGGUUCUUCGGUGGCGAGCGUCUACGCGUCAACGGGUACGGCACCGGCACUCUCGAUGGAAACGGUCAACUGUGGUACGACUUCGUCCAAGGGCAGAGCAACUAUCCGGGUCGACCGCAUGCUAUCACCAUCUGGAAGACUCGAGACUCGAUUUUUGAAGGUCUUCGGUUUGUCCAAAGUCAGAUGUGGACAAUGACCAUAGCGUGGUCUCAGAAUGUUCUUCUACAAGAUAUCUACGUCAACAGCACUUCGGAUAAUCAUGUGCAUUGGGAACGCGUUCACCAGAAUCCGGCACGCAACACAGACGGCGCGGACACCCUCGCUUCAGAUCGAAUCACUUUCCGGCGCUGGACGAUUGACAACGGCGAUGACUCCAUCGCGUGUAAGGCGAACUCCACGAACAUCCUCAUUGAAGAUUGCACGUUCUACCGCGGUCUUGGCGUCGCGAUGGGCAGCAUUGGUCAAUACGCAGGCAUAUACGAGUACAUCGAUGGUGUGAUUGCUCGGAAUAUAGAAGCCAUCCGCACAAGGUACACUGGCUAUAUAAAAACAUGGACCGGUGUUCGGCAAGGAUUUCCUCCGAAUGGUGGCGGUGGUGGAACGGGCGUCGUUCAGAACGUCGUCUGGCAAAACUGGACAUUGGCGAAUAUCACCGACUACCCGGUACAAGUUACGCAAUGCACCUCGUUCUCAGGCGCGACAGGCGGCUGCGACACAUCCACCCUCAAGAUCGCCAACGUGUCGUGGGUAAACAUGACCGGGACCACUGCGUCAGGGACCGUGGCCGAGAUACAAUGCAGCGGCGCCGCCCCGUGCGAGAACGUUGCCAUCGAAGGUGUUCACCUAGCAGAGGCUGGUGGAGGUGACGUCCCAGCUCUUUAUUUGUGCAGCAAUGUAGCAAGUUCGAUCGGGUUUAACUGUACUGGAAGUGUUUAA
Molecule: messenger RNA, 1281 nt
Organism: Punctularia strigosozonata HHB-11173 SS5
Lineage: Eukaryota; Fungi; Basidiomycota; Agaricomycetes; Corticiales; Punctulariaceae
Product: pectin lyase-like protein
Exons: 6
Coding region: 1-1281 (426 amino acids)
Biological process (GO): carbohydrate metabolic process
Molecular function (GO): polygalacturonase activity
Source: RefSeq, a predicted model, not a curated record